AUAACGCCAGCGGCCAAUAUGGCGCCGCGCGCAAAUCAACCGACGUACGACUUCCUUGCUGGGGAACAUCAGGACCCAGGACAGCCGCUACGAGAAACAAUAACGAAGCAGUCGAUAGCCUCCCGACCAGCGAGAGACGUGAUGGAGGCCGAGGAAGUGCGCGUCAAAUUACGGACGCUGCAGUAUGAGUUGGACACAAUCAAACAGGAACGCGAACUACAUCAUCUCCAGCACCAACAGGAGCUUCGCGAGGCUCAGAGUCGCGCAGAGGCCGACUUCAAACGCGCGCAAGCUGCUGAGCUGGCUGCCAACGUUGCGACCAAGAAGGCGGAAGCGUUGUCGCGAAACACACAAGAAGAGCGCGAUCGGCAGGCCAAUGAGAAGCUGCAGCUGGAGCAAAAGGUGCGCUCCCUGCAAGACGACAACCGCGCGCUGCGAGACGAUCUCGAGGAGGCAAAGGCAGACCUCGAAGGCGCUGGACGACAGAAUCAAUAUGCGUUCAGUGAGCUGGAACAAAAGUACAAUGCGUUGCAGGCCUCGUUUGAAGAUGCACAACAGGAUCUAAGUGGCAAGGUCACGGCUCUGCAGGCUGCCCAGCAGAAGCUCGUGCAAAAAGAGACCGAGGUGGGCGAAUUAGAGAACGAGGUGCUCCGACUCAAAGCGCAGACGGGCGAUUCGGACACGCUUGCUGUCAUCAAAAAAGAGCUCACAGAGCAAGUCACGUACAUCAAGAAGCUGGAACAGACCAAUCGCGAGCAUCUGACCGAGCUCAAGCAGAUCCGUAAGACAAGCAAGAGCAUCGAUGUGGUCGAGGAGGAGAAGCGUGCACUGGAGGCAAAGGUGCGCAUGAUGGACGAUAUGCGGAAAGAGCUCGCUGAGGCACAACUACAGAAGCGCAUCUUAGAAGAUGAAAAGACCAGCUGGACCAGUUAUCUGGAUAUGGAAGCCGCUGAAAAUGAGGACUUGCGAUACGAGACACCUGAGCAAAUGGCCCGCGCCUUCUUGCAAGAGCGACUGGAGAGGCUAGACCUGUUGAAUAAAUUGGGCUCCAUUCAACCUGAGCUGUUGGUGAAGGAGGAAAACAUCAGGAUCCUGCAGGACGAGAAGACGCGCUUGCAGUCUGCGCUCGAGGAGGCUCGCGACGCUGUCGCCGCGGCGGGAGCAAAUGCAGACAGUGGAGACGCAAAGACCAUGAUAUCUCGCUUAGAACGGCAGAAGAAUCUGCUCACCAAGGAGGUAGAGUACCUUCGAGCACAGUUGAAAACUUUCGAAGCUGAACACGCAGAAUUCUCGCCCGAACAAGUUGACGAAGCACACGCAAAGCGCAUCCACGACUUGGAAGAAGUACUGGCGCAACACCAGACAGAGGUCCAGACUCUUCAGACGGAACUCUCGAAGCUGCUGGAGAAGCUGGAGAAGCAGCCGUCGAUCCCAUGCACGCCCAAGAAGCGCUCUCGGGAAGAAGACGAUGCUUCGAAUGAGCGUCUUGGAGAGCUCCAGCGCAAGGUUCGCACGCUCCAAACCGACCUCGAGAAGCUGCAGAAGCGAAAUCAGUUACUGGAGGCGGAGCUCAAAGCCAGUGUAUCACAAGUCAAAUCUCUGAAGGAGUCCUCCCGAACUCGCGUUCUCGAGUUUCGCAACAACCCUACCGCAGAGGUCGAAGCGAUCAAGAUGUCCACACUCAACACUCUUCGUGACGAGAAUGCUGCCUUGUUAGCACAACUGGAGGGACAACCACACGGGACGAAAGUGGUGCCUGCGUCCAGUCUUGAGAAUGUCCGUCUUCAACUGGAAGAGACGAAAGCGCAGAUGAAGAAGAUGGAAAAAAAGGACAUGCGACUCCGCCAGAUCUACUCCGCCAAAGCUCUAGAGUUCCGAGAAGCUGUCUGCUCGAUCCUGGGAUGGAAGCUUGAUUUCAUGCCCAAUGGACGCGUCAAGUGCACCUCCAUAUUAUAUCCGACCCAAUACUGCGAUGGCGAAGAGGUCGAGAACAGCAUCGUCUUUGACGGCGAGAACGGAACCAUGAAAGUCAGUGGUGGACCUCAGAGUGUCUUUGCGGGGGAGAUCAAGGAGAUGAUCGAGUUCUGGGUGGAGGGAAGAAAAGAGAUACCCUGCUUCCUAGCGGCGUUGACGUUGGAGUUUUAUGACAAGACUACGAGGGCCAUGAAGAUAUGACCCUUCUCAAUUAUAGAGGAUGACCGGCACAAAAUACCGUCGUGUAAUUGCCUGCGCAGGUAGCAGAAAUUGUAAGGGUUACAUUGCCAUACAGCUGCCGCUUCAGACAAGAGAGCGCUAGCCUUAUACCGCUGCAGCAGGACUUGAGUGCCCCAAAAUCACUACUUCUUGUCAAAUACUACGCAGGCUCACAGAUAAUGUAUAGACAGAAG
Messenger RNA from Sphaerulina musiva SO2202, 2387 nucleotides. RefSeq names its product spindle assembly checkpoint component MAD1. The transcript is spliced from 3 exons. Gene Ontology annotation, biological process: mitotic spindle assembly checkpoint signaling; attachment of mitotic spindle microtubules to kinetochore. Gene Ontology annotation, cellular component: mitotic spindle; nuclear envelope; kinetochore. The record is from RefSeq and is a predicted model, not a curated record. Lineage: Eukaryota; Fungi; Ascomycota; Dothideomycetes; Mycosphaerellales; Mycosphaerellaceae. Bases 19 to 2175 code for a protein of 718 amino acids.